Messenger RNA from Cylindrotheca closterium, 747 nucleotides. NCBI's taxonomy places the organism in Eukaryota, Bacillariophyta, Bacillariophyceae, Bacillariales, Bacillariaceae. The record is from the annotation of a GenBank genome assembly.
AUGACGAACGAAGGAGAACGCAGCCCAAUACCUUCUAUCAAAGGAAUAUUGUUUGAUUUGGAUGGGACCUUGUUAGAUACAGAGAGUCUGAGUGAUCAGGCGCUACUGAUGGCAUUUGGCGAUUCAUUACCAAAUACUAUUGACAAGAUUCCAUGGGAAUUGAAGCAACAACUCUUGGGUUUGAGGGGUGCAGAGUGGGUUCCAAUUGCUUUGAAAUAUGGUGCCGAGAAAUGGGGUGUGGAAAAUGCGCCUUCACCGGCUGAAAUAUGGAAGAAUUGGGAAGAUAGGUUGAAUUCACUGUGUCAUCAAGUCGAAAAAUGCAAAGGUGCUCAAGCAUUGGUCUGUGCAUUGGCAGCCAAGAACAUGCCCAUGGCAAUUGCAACCUCUUCAAGAUACGCAGGGGUGAAUAAGAAGCGAAUGCGGCACGAGGACAUAUUUCAGCAUAUUCAGCUGAUUGUCGCUGGGGAUGAUCCAGCGGUAAAGAAUGGAAAACCAGCACCAGAUAUCUAUCUAGAAGCGGCACGCCAACUGAAAGUGGAUCCGAAAGAGUGCUUGGUGUUUGAAGAUGCGUUGUCAGGAGUCAGGGCUGGAAAGGCUGCAGGUUGCUUUGUCGUGGCCAUUCCGGACUCGAGGUUCACCGAAAAGGAAAAGACAGUCUUUCGAGAAGAAGCCGAUUUAGUGCUAGAUGAUUUGACGAAGUUCGAUGGUUCAAAGUUUGGAAUAUCAUUAGAUUUGACAAAGACGUAA